AGCGCCCGCACGUGCACGUGUCUCGCAAACAUGGCAGACCUACAGAUGAAACUCCUUCGGAAGAAAAUUCAAAAAAGAACUGAAAAAAACAAGAAACGGAAGUUGUUAGAGAAACAGACUGAAGAAGUGAAUGCCGACAACGGAGGAUGUGCCUGCGAUUUAACGGAAGAACUUGUUGUUGAAACGAGGAGGGAGCUGCAAUCAGUGGCCCAGAAGCUCUCAGAAACAAGGAAGGAAUGUGAAGAAGCUGCAGCUGAGCGCCAAAAAGCGGCCAGUGGGUCUCCCGUGAAGAGUAAGAAGAAAAGGAAAAUAAAGCGGGUGGAUGAGGCUGCAGGGAUUAAAAAGGCUAAAAAGGAGGAGUAUGAACUGCAGGAGAAUGGAGACAUGAUGGAGCAAGAGGAGGAAGAUGGUUCUCACAGAAGUCCCAGAGGUGCAGAACAAUCUGGACCGGGGUCCAGGAGCAGAGAGGUUCACAGCGUGGAAGGGGAAUCGGAGACUGAAGAGGAGAUGAGCAAGAAUGAUGACAAAGAGGAAGAAGAAGAGCAGCAGCUUCCACUAGGACUUACUGGUGCUUUUGAGGACACGUCCUUUGAAUCUCUGGCUGGGAUGGUGAGUGAGAACACCCUGAAGGGAGUGAAGGACAUGGGUUUCCAGCACAUGACAGAGAUUCAGCACAAGACCAUCCGGCCCUUGCUGGAGGGCAGGGAUGUCUUGGCGGCUGCUAAAACUGGAAGUGGGAAAACGCUGGCCUUCCUCAUUCCGUCAAUUGAGCUCAUUUACAAGCUGAAGUUCAUGCCCAGAAAUGGCACGGGGGUGAUCAUUCUGUCACCCACCCGAGAGCUGGCCAUGCAGACGUAUGGGGUGAUGAAGGAACUGAUGGCUCACCAUGUGCACACUUAUGGCCUCAUCAUGGGUGGCAGCAACCGCUCUGCAGAGGCUCAGAAGUUGGCCAAUGGCAUCAACAUUCUUGUAGCCACCCCAGGGAGGCUGCUAGACCACUUGCAGAACACACCUGGGUUCAUGUACAAGAACCUCCAGUGCCUGAUCAUCGAUGAAGCUGACCGCAUUCUGGAAGUGGGAUUUGAAGAGGAGCUCAAGCAGAUCAUUAAACUUUUGCCAAAGCGAAGGCAGACUAUGCUGUUCUCUGCCACGCAAACCCGCAAAGUGGAAGAUCUGGCCAGGAUCUCUCUGAAAAAAGAGCCUUUGUAUGUAGGUGUGGAUGACAACAAAGAAAAGGCAACAGUGGAUGGCCUGGAGCAGGGCUAUGUGGUGUGUUCUUCCGAGAAGAGGUUCUUGUUGCUCUUCACCUUCCUGAAGAAGAACCGCAAGAAGAAGCUCAUGGUUUUCUUCUCUUCCUGCAUGUCAGUCAAGUUCCACUAUGAGCUGCUAAAUUACAUUGACCUCCCUGUCAUGGCCAUUCAUGGUAAGCAGAAGCAGACAAAGCGAACCACCACCUUCUUCCAGUUCUGCAACGCAGACUCUGGUAUCCUGCUCUGCACUGAUGUGGCAGCCAGGGGCUUGGACAUCCCAGAGGUUGAUUGGAUCGUUCAGUAUGACCCUCCAGAUGACCCCAAGGAAUACAUUCACCGCGUUGGUAGGACAGCUCGUGGGAUUAAUGGAAGAGGCCACGCCCUCCUAAUCCUCAGGCCUGAGGAACUGGGCUUCCUUCGGUUUCUGAAACAAGCGAAGGUUCCACUGAGUGAGUUUGAAUUCUCCUGGAGCAAAAUAUCAGAUAUUCAGUCCCAGCUGGAGAAGCUCAUCGAGAAGAACUACUAUCUGCACAAGUCAGCACAGGAGGCAUAUAAGUCGUAUGUGCGAGCGUAUGACUCUCACUCCUUGAAGCAGAUCUACAGUGUCAACACCCUGGACCUCCAGAAGGUGGCGCUGUCUUUUGGCUUUAAAGUUCCUCCUUAUGUUGACCUCAAUGUGAACAGCAGCAAGGGAAUAAAGCUACAGAAGAGAGGUGGAGGCGGUGGCUUUGGCUACCAGAAGUCCAAGAAUGUGCACAAAUCCAAGAUCUUCAAGCAUGUGAGCAAAGGCAAGAGUGACAAAAGACAAUUUUCCCGCUAAGUGUAGGAGGAGCGCCUCAGUGUCAUCCAGGACCAAUAUGGAGAUGUAAUGCUUAUGGCAGCCCACUGCUGCAGGCUUCUUUCAGACAUGUUUGCAUUCUGUUUGUCAGUGACAGCUGUAUGUCUUUAUUGUGGCUUUCUUUCCCUUCCUGUUGUUCUGCUGGUUUAGGAAACAUGCAGUAAUUUCUCCUGCAUUUGUAUUCAUGAACUGUAAACAGAUUGUAAUAAAAAAAAAAACUGCCACCUGUUGGAUACCUGGGCCUCAAAUCAUUGCAACAGCAGAAACAACAGAUUCAGAACCUCAUGUAUACCACCUUGUUUGAUAGUGGGGGAAGGGGAAAGAGGCUUCCAAUUUCUGGUCAUAGCACCCUUAUCUAGAGGGAGUGUUUCAAGCUUCGAGAUCCAUAAGAUGACAGUGGCAAUUUUUUUCCUUUUUGCUUGCUAUGCCACCACGAUAGACUGGACGUGACACGUUUGUUGCUAUGAGGUAUUGUAUUGGCAUUGUUUUCAAAAUAAUUACGUAGCUAGGGGAACAUAAGGGGUUUAGUUAUAAGUUCUCACAGAUUGUAUGCAAUUACUUUGAACUUUUAAUUUUAAAGUUGUAACACAGGCAGAGUUAAAACAACUCAAGGCAAUGUGUAUUUUCAUAUAUGUCACAAGGUCUUCUCUUCAAAAUAUUAAUGUAGCUCUCAAAACCUAAAUUAGGUCACAUUGAGAUGUAGG
Messenger RNA from Scleropages formosus (Asian bonytongue), 2792 nucleotides. RefSeq names its product ATP-dependent RNA helicase DDX18-like. Lineage: Eukaryota; Metazoa; Chordata; Actinopteri; Osteoglossiformes; Osteoglossidae. The record is from RefSeq and is a predicted model, not a curated record. Bases 31 to 2070 code for a protein of 679 amino acids. The transcript is spliced from 14 exons. Gene Ontology annotation, molecular function: ATP binding; nucleic acid binding; RNA helicase activity.